This is a messenger RNA of Drosophila obscura, 1787 nucleotides long. Its product is annotated as sentrin-specific protease 7-like. The transcript is spliced from 3 exons. Gene Ontology annotation, biological process: protein desumoylation. The record is from RefSeq and is a predicted model, not a curated record. Gene Ontology annotation, molecular function: SUMO-specific endopeptidase activity. Lineage: Eukaryota; Metazoa; Arthropoda; Insecta; Diptera; Drosophilidae. Bases 160 to 1656 code for a protein of 498 amino acids. Gene Ontology annotation, cellular component: nucleus; cytoplasm.
UGGAUUGUCAAAUCUUGUCAAAUUAUUACAUUGCCGGAAAAUUCACUUUUGCAAGUUGUGUGAAACAUUUGUGUGCUGGAAAAGUGUUCUCAUUUAUAGAUAGAUUUUAGCUAAAUAUAAUAAAUUUAUUGAACUGCACUUUGCGCUAUAGCAAGAACAAUGAAGGACGAAGAUUUUGUGCGUGGCGACGUCAUGGACUUGAAGGAUGUAAUGGACGAUGCAAAAUUCUGCACACGGCUCGACUGCCGCUGUGUGCGCCUGAUACCCUAUCGUUUCGAUCAAAUUGAACCAAUCACCUUCACCUCGAAGGGCAUUCGCAUUGAUGGCCUAGUGCCGAAGUUCACCCUGAACAUCUACAAGCACGAGGUGAUCAAUGUGAUGGCAAAUUUCGGAGGCACUGACCAGCCCCAGGCCCUGCUUGCGCUCAAUUUGCGCCAGACAUGCGAGGAGUAUGUGAUGACGCAGCUCGGUCUGCCCAAAGAUCAACAGACUGGCGUCCACCCACAAACCCGACGCCUCGUGCUGCAGUUCGCUGGCAGCAUCACCCUCACUGCCCGCGAGCACAUCAAGACGUUGUUCAGCCGCCUGGACGAGAUCUCAGCCGAAGCUGCGGCCGAAAUAUUCCGUCGCAUUGUCAACUACGAUAGCAAGGCUUGGGACAAGGCCAUACAGCCAAUGCCACGGCAGCUGCAUGCCAGUGAGCAGGAGGAUCUACUCAUCUAUCCGCCCAGCGGAACGAGCCGCAUUCUCAUACACAUGUCGGACUUUGUGUGCCUGACCAAUGGUCACUAUAUCAACGACAUCAUCAUUGACUUUUAUCUGUUGUGGCUGAACAAGACACAGAUUCCGGUGGACGUACGCGAGCGUACGCACAUUUUUAAUUCGUUCUUCUACAAGCGACUGACGACGCUGAUGGGUCCCGUCAACUCGCGGCUGACAGCUGCGCAGAAGCGGCAUGCCGGUGUCCAAAAGUGGACCAAAGCGGUGGACAUCUUCGACAAGGACUUUAUCAUUGUCCCCAUCCAUGAGCAGAUGCACUGGCUGGUCGCCAUCAUCUGUUUCCCGAACCUCAGGGGCCCGGUCACCUGUGACACGGAUCAGCCUCAGAUUGGAAGCGGCGACGGCCCCAAACAGUUGCCUGCGAUGAAGCAGCCCCUGAUCCUCCUCUUUGACUCGUUGGGUGGAGACUUACACCGCAACAUCAUGUCCACGCUGCGGAAUUACCUCACUUGCGAGUACAAGAAAAAGAAGCCGUAUGCACAGGCGCGCAUCUUCGACGAGGAUAAUAUGCCCGGAUACUUUGUCAGAGUGCCGCUUAUGCCACCCAAAGACACCAACGACGGCCUCUUUCUGCUGCAGUAUGUGGAGCAGUUCUUUGCGGUGCCCAUCGAAGACUACAGACUGCCCAUCGAGGAUUUAACGAACUGGUUCGACUUGCUCACCGUCAACAAAAAGCGUGAGGACAUUGCCAAUCUCAUCCAGCAGCUAAUGGACGAGGAGGCUAGCACUCAGCAGUGCCAGCGCCUGAUCCUGCCGGUCAUCGAGUUGCCCACUCUCAAUGGCCAGCUGGUCAGCAGCAACACAACGAAUGCGGCAGACAUAGUAGAACGGCGUGACACCAGCAGCAGCUCUAAGAUACCCAAGAUCGAGGGCUAGCAACGGGGAGACAUGCCACAAGGGCAGCGCACAUUGGGGCAGCAACAGCAGCACUAUAGAAUAGAUGCCAUGCACACCAGAUCUCUUAGUAAAUACAAAUAAAUAGCACCCCCAAUUAUAUCCUGCUGCCG